GACAGAACUCCUGAUCUGCACGUUUGGAUGGCGCUGCAGUGGAUGGCAAAGGAUCUCCCGUUAUCACUGGAUGACUUCAUCCCUCGGCACCUGCAGAGGAAAGACAGGUCCACCCACCGUUACACAGAAGACCAGGGGAUCUCUGACGAUGACGGCCAUUUAUACAAGGCCACGAUGGUAGUCACUUCUGAAGACACAUGCGACAGCCCCAGUCCGCGUACGCAGAGGCGGUUGAUCCGUUAUGAAGGCAUUGGGCCGACAGAUGAAGACGGAAUGCCCUUCGCUUCCAGAUCUAGCGUGGACAAACCUCGAGAAUGGUACAAGAACAUGUUCAGGGUUCUCCAUCCGCUGUCAGAUGCUGAGGACAGUGACAGUGAGGGGUCCAUCCAGGCUGAAGACAAGUCACAGUCCCGCUAUGUGACUUCAGUUUCUGGAUAUAUAAAUAAAGAACAGGACAGCGAACCAGAGCAGGAUGAUCAGCCCAGAAGAAGUAAAGAAUCCAACCACCUGCACAUAACACUGAAGCCUACAGUCAGUGAGUCACCAAGAAAGUUAAGCAGCCCCUCCAAAGUUGAGACAUCUGUAGGCCCAUCCAGCUCGUUCCGCUCCACUGGACAUUCUCAUUUUUCAUUGAAUAAAUCAGCAGAAGAACAGCGAUCUCCACCCAGCAAGUCCAUAGAGCCACAGUUUACCCGUCGCUCCACUGGCACAUACUCAACAGUCUCUACCUCCAAACAGCCUCAACAAACACAGGCAACUCACCACCACAAAUAUCAGCCAAGUCCAGAACUGGCCUCGCCUAAUUCAGUGUCUUCUUCUAGACUAUCCUACAGAUCGCGAGUGUCUGACUUUCCUAAUACUCCAUCACUCAAUGCCAGCAAGGGGACAUCUUCUCCAAAAAGUCCCCAUGAUAAGGAUAAGCACCCCUCUUUCAGAGCCAACUCUUCAGUCGUAAGCACUUUAAGGUCCACAUCGAGAGACAGCAGAAAAAACGGCACCAAAGUGUUGGACCAGCUGGAGACGGAGCUGCGUGAGUUCACCGAGGAGCUGGACAGAGAUAUGAAGGCUCGGAAACGCACAGAGAGCCUGGAGGUGUGUGAGGAAGUUAUAUUACGGAGAUCUUCAUACAGAGAAGAUGGCAGCGCUGAGUCAAACCUAAACAGUACUCAGAGCAGCAGAAGUAACACAGACGACAAUCAGGCGCUCUCCCCGGUGGCACAGGCAGUCGUCAAAUUUGACUUUGUGGCACAGUCGGAAAAAGAAAUCUCAUUGGAGCGUGGAAGUACAGUCCACAUUCUGAAGCCAGUGGAUAAGAACUGGUUUUUGGGAGAACAAAAUGGACGCAGAGGCAUGUUUCCCGGGAGCUACGUCAAGGUUAUCUCCCCUGAUCAGCACGAUGGAGCCGACACUCCCCAGCUCUCAGCAAUUGCUUUGUAUGACUUCAAGGCUGACUCUGACGUAGAGCUCCCGCUACGUAAAGACUCCAAUGGCGUCACACUCAGGGAAAAACCGCGUAUUGUCAAGGCACCUGCAUCCAAUAAACUGCAGCAGCUACAGGGGACUGUGUACCGAGCAGUAUUUCCUUUCUCUCCUAAUAACUCAGACGAGCUGCAGUUGGUGGCAGGGGAUGUGGUGACAGUAACACAGCAAUGUGAUGAUGGUUGGUUUGUAGGUGUCUGCUGGAGAACGCAGCAAUUUGGGACCUUCCCUGGCAAUUAUGUUGUUCCAUAUGUGACUUCUUAGUCCUGGAGACUUAACAAGAGUUUGUGGACAUUCUACAGAAUCCUUCUUGGGCUGGUAGUGCCAACCCCUUCUGAUUCAGUGACUUC
Messenger RNA from Nanorana parkeri, 1829 nucleotides. It is a transcript of the gene SORBS3, whose product is annotated as sorbin and SH3 domain containing 3. Bases 28 to 1743 code for a protein of 571 amino acids. The transcript is spliced from 15 exons. Lineage: Eukaryota; Metazoa; Chordata; Amphibia; Anura; Dicroglossidae. Gene Ontology annotation, molecular function: protein binding. The record is from RefSeq and is a predicted model, not a curated record.